Molecule: messenger RNA, 336 nt
Organism: Tinamus guttatus (white-throated tinamou)
Lineage: Eukaryota; Metazoa; Chordata; Aves; Tinamiformes; Tinamidae
Source: RefSeq, a predicted model, not a curated record
AUGCAACUUUUGCGAGAGCUGGUAUAUGAUGAAAAGGAUUAUAGAAGAGUUAGAUUUGUUGGACGACAAAAGGAGGUGAACAGGAAUUUUGCAAUUGACUUAAUAGCAGAGCAGCCUGUGAGUGAAGUUGAAAGCCGAGUGAUAUCAUGCGACGGUGGUGGUGGAGCUUUGGGACAUCCUAAAGUAUACAUAAACUUGGAUAAAGAUACAAAAACCGGAACAUGUGGCUACUGUGGACUUCAAUUUAAACAGAAGCAUCACUGAAAGAUCAUCCCUGCAUGUGUGUAGAUUUCUGCAGAGAUUAUGUUUAACUAUAAAUAAACAAUAUAUUUAAAA